Molecule: messenger RNA, 1978 nt
Organism: Vespula vulgaris
Lineage: Eukaryota; Metazoa; Arthropoda; Insecta; Hymenoptera; Vespidae
Product: bifunctional purine biosynthesis protein ATIC
Exons: 7
Coding region: 149-1927 (592 amino acids)
Biological process (GO): 'de novo' IMP biosynthetic process
Cellular component (GO): cytosol
Molecular function (GO): phosphoribosylaminoimidazolecarboxamide formyltransferase activity; IMP cyclohydrolase activity
Source: RefSeq, a predicted model, not a curated record
UAAUGAUAACAAUUGCCGCCUUGACGAACACUUCUUGAAUGUCUUUCGUUCGAUUCGAAAGUAACGUGCUAUUAUAACGUGCUAUAAUAAAUUGUUCUAUAUAUCAAAAUUCAUUUUAUUAUUUUCUUCGGUAAAGUGAAGGAAAAAAAUGGCAACAGGAAAACUAGCUCUUCUAAGUGUCUCAGACAAGACCAACUUACUUCCACUUGGUAAAAAAUUACAUGAAAUAGGCUUAACUUUAAUAGCAUCUGGAGGUACUGCUAAAUCAUUGAGAGAAGCUGGACUUCCCGUUAAAGAUGUUUCGGAUAUAACUGGAGCACCUGAAAUGCUUGAAGGCCGUGUAAAAACUCUUCAUCCAGCUGUUCAUGCUGGUAUAUUGGCUAGGCUUACCGAAUCGGACCAAAGAGAUCUUGAAAAACAAAAUUAUGAUCUUAUCCAUAUAGUAGUAUGCAAUUUAUAUCCAUUUGUAAAAACUAUAUCAAAGCCUGAUGUAAAAAUUGAUGAUGCUAUAGAAAAUAUUGAUAUUGGAGGUGUUACUUUAUUACGUGCAGCAGCAAAAAAUCAUUCUAGAGUUACAGUUGUUUGUGAUCCAAAUGAUUAUGAAAAAGUGAUUAAAGAAAUAGAAACAUCUUCUGACAAGGACACAUCCAUUCAAACCAGACAAAUACUAGCAUUGAAAGCAUUUACACAUACUGCAGAGUAUGAUAACGCAAUCUCAGAUUUUUUUCGUAAACAAUAUAGUGCUGGUAUUUCACAACUCACUCUUAGAUAUGGAAUGAAUCCUCAUCAGAAACCAGCACAAAUAUUUACAACUUUGAAUAAAUUACCAUUAACAGUUGUUAAUGGUUCUCCAGGUUUCAUUAAUCUAUGUGAUGCACUGAAUGGUUAUCAAUUAGUGAAAGAAUUAAAAACUGCUUUGAAAUUGCCAGCUGCAACAUCCUUCAAACACGUUAGUCCAGCAGGUGCAGCAGUUGGUGUAUCAUUGGAUGAGGUGCAAGCAAAAUUAUGUCAAGUAGAUGAUCUUAUUAAUCAGUUAACACCUUUAUCUAUUGCUUAUGCUCGAGCAAGAGGAGCAGAUAGAAUGUCUAGUUUUGGUGACUUUGUGGCAUUAUCUGAUCCAUGUGAUAUCAUGACAGCUAAAAUUAUUUCAAGGGAAGUUUCUGAUGGUAUAAUCGCCCCUGGUUAUUCAGAAGAAGCUCUUCAAAUUUUAAAGAAAAAAAAAAAUGGUAGCUAUUGUAUACUACAAAUUGAUCCAACGUAUGAACCAUCUCUAAUGGAACAUAAAGUUCUUUAUGGACUUACAAUGGAACAAAGGCGUAAUGAUGCAAUUAUUAAUAAUCAAACUUUCCAAAAUAUUGUUUCUAAUGCAAAAGAAAUAUCAGAAACAGCUAUGCGAGACUUGAUUGUGGCAACUAUUGCUGUAAAAUAUACUCAAAGUAAUUCAGUAUGCUAUGCAAAGGAUGGACAAGUUAUUGGAAUUGGUGCAGGUCAACAGUCGAGGAUUCAUUGUACACGAUUAGCUGGAGAUAAAGCCGAUAAUUGGUGGCUUCGACAGCAUCCUAAAGUAGUUGGUAUGAAAUUCAAGAAAGGUAUAAAAAGAGCCGAAAUUUCGAAUGCUAUUGAUAAUUAUGUCAAUGGAUCUAUUGGAAAAGACAUGGAUGAAUCCACUUGGGCAGCUAUGUAUGAAGAAGUUCCUGAGAAACUCUCUGAAGAUGAUAAAACAGAAUGGAUUAAAAAAUUAAACAAUGUUGCCAUUAGCAGUGAUGCUUUCUUCCCAUUUAGAGAUAAUGUAGACAGAGCUAGACUGAGUGGAGUUACUUACAUCGCUAGUCCUGCUGGUUCUACUAACGAUGAAGUGGUAAUUCAAGCAUGUAAUGAACACAAAAUUGUAUUAUGCCAUACAAAUCUGAGACUGUUUCAUCAUUAAUAUGAUGAACCAUACUAUGAUGGGCCAUAUUAAAAUGAUUUUUUUGCAUUA